Molecule: messenger RNA, 640 nt
Organism: Topomyia yanbarensis
Lineage: Eukaryota; Metazoa; Arthropoda; Insecta; Diptera; Culicidae
Product: UPF0587 protein CG4646
Exons: 2
Coding region: 102-593 (163 amino acids)
Molecular function (GO): zinc ion binding
Source: RefSeq, a predicted model, not a curated record
UUGAACUAAUCUUCUCAAUAAAAACACUGCCAGCGUAAAAAGCAAAACCGUUAUCAGGUUUAAUCUCAACUACUUUUUAUUGUUCAAAAUCGCCAUUAAAAAUGGUUAAAAUUGGUCUCCAGAUCAAGGCAACCCUCGAGAACAUCGAGGAACUCAGAACGUGCCAUCCGCACUAUGCAUUCUUUCUACGCAUUAAGUGCACAAAUUGCGGCGAAAUUUCCGACAAGUGGCACGAUAUCACCGAAGGAGAACACGUCAACGAGGACAGUCGCAAUCCGAAGGGUUUCAAUUUCUACAUGAAAUGUCGAAUGUGUUCCCGGGAGAAUAGCGUCGAUAUUGUGGAAGGAAGCAAUGCGAGUUACACGGCUGAAGAUUCCGGCAAGCUGAAGACCAUCGUCGCAUUCGACUGCCGUGGGGUAGAGCCGAUCGAGUUUAGCCCCCGGACCGGCUGGAUCGCAAAGGCGUCCGAAAAUGGACCUACCUUUGAGGAUAUCGAUUUGUCGGAAGACGACUGGGUGGAAUAUGACCAGAAGAAUAAUAAUUCCGUGGGGGUGUACGAAUUUGAGUCUGAUUUAAUUAAAAUGAAGAAGUAACAGCGUAGCUGACAGGCUUGCGCAUAAUGAAUAAAUCAUAAUUCUUA